Lodderomyces orthopsilosis Co 90-125 is the source of this 1692-nucleotide messenger RNA. RefSeq names its product phosphopantothenoylcysteine decarboxylase complex subunit. NCBI's taxonomy places the organism in Eukaryota, Fungi, Ascomycota, Pichiomycetes, Serinales, Debaryomycetaceae. The record is from RefSeq and is a predicted model, not a curated record. The transcript has a single exon. The coding region runs from base 1 to 1692 and encodes 563 amino acids. Gene Ontology annotation, cellular component: phosphopantothenoylcysteine decarboxylase complex. Gene Ontology annotation, biological process: coenzyme A biosynthetic process. Gene Ontology annotation, molecular function: FMN binding; phosphopantothenoylcysteine decarboxylase activity.
AUGGUAUCAACAGACUCCCCUGAACCCAAAGAACCAAGAGGGAACACAAAUCCACCUCCAACAAGGCGAACGCCAUCUCUAAGGACAGCUAUAUCAAAUGCGGUAGAUACGCCUCCCAAAAUAUUGACAAAUACCAGGCCCCAAAUGUCAUCCAUUCAGCAACCAGUUUCCCAAGAUCAACAUUCCAAUGUUCCUACACGAAAUGCAAGCGUGUCUUUUAAUCAAACUGAAUCACAAGAGCGUUUGCGUAGAUUUACCAUCUCGUCACAGCCAUCUUCUACAAAUGUAGCUUUACAGGAGAACAAUUUUGAACCAUCAUCAUCAAACACGCCUUCUAGACAAACGUCAUUAAAGAAAAAGAAUAACGACGCACUUUCUUUCAACGUGAAACCGGCAGUCCCGGCGCGCGAGCUUACUCCAAAACUCGACGAAAGUGUUCCAGCUCGGUUGAAUACUCCAAGCCCCACACACGUGGAAAACUAUGCCAAUGCAUCAACCUUAUCGCCAAAUUCAAACACAGCAGUUCCAAUAAAAAUUACAGGCACCGGAAGUAAUAGCUCGUCUCGGAGAAAUUCUCUUAAAAAAGCCGGAAAGACAAUAGUGGCUUCUCCAGUCGGUCCUCCUGUACCAUUUCAGGAGUAUCUUUCCAAGGAGGAUGACGGAAAGUUCCAUAUCUUGUUGGCAUGCACUGGGUCCGUUGCUACAAUCAAGAUACCAUUAAUCAUUGACAAAUUGUUUCAGCUAUUUGGCACAUCUAAGAUUUCGAUCCAGUUGAUUGUGACAAAAGCUGCUAGUCAUUUCUUGAAAGGUUCAAAAAUUAACGCUGAUGUUAAAAUAUGGAGAGACGAGGAUGAAUGGGCAAACUAUAAUGAAGCUACAACAAUUAGUUCAACUCAGAAUCAAUCUACAAAGCCCAAGACUCCGUUUGACAAGUUGAUUCUUCAUAAUGAAUUACGGAAAUGGGCAGAUAUUAUGUUGGUUGCACCGUUGUCGGCAAACACAUUGGCAAAAAUCUCCAAUGGUAUUGCUGAUAACUUGCUAACGUCAAUCAUCAGGUCUUGGGCACCGUCAACAUCACAACAAGUUAAAAAGCCCAUUAUUGUCGCUCCUGCGAUGAAUACGUUCAUGUACACCCAUCCAAUGACGGCAAAACAAAUAGCGACCAUCACUUCUCCGGAAUUUGGUAUUGAAGUGCUAAAGCCAGUUGAAAAAGUGUUGGUUUGUGGUGACAUUGGAAUGGGAGGAAUGAGAGAUUGGGUGGAUGUGGUGGAUAUAUUGAGAAGGAGAAUAUUGACAAUUGAGGCUGAAAAUAAGGAAAUCAGCGACAGGAGUGUCGCUAUUGAGGAGGAGGAGGAGGGAGAAGAAGAAGAAGAAGAAGGAGAUGAUGAAGAUGAAGAUGAAGAUGAAGAAGAGGACGACAAUGAUGACGAUGACGAUGACGAUGAUGAUGAUGACGAGGACGACCAUAACGAGAGUGAGGCCCAUAUAGUCACAUCCUCGUCUCGAGUCCAGCCAGAACACGACGAGUUAGAGCUAAGUCAUGACGAGGAGGGCAAUGAGGAGAUGAUAUUUGAAAUCACAGAUCAAGACCUUAGUGACAAUGAGUCCGACCCUGACUCCAAUUUGUCUCCUACUUCGUCGCAUCGUCAUCAAAAAAUCACUAUUCCUAAGGAAACACAAAAUAUUAUUUAA